Purpureocillium lilacinum is the source of this 1929-nucleotide messenger RNA. RefSeq lists its product as uncharacterized. NCBI's taxonomy places the organism in Eukaryota, Fungi, Ascomycota, Sordariomycetes, Hypocreales, Ophiocordycipitaceae. The record is from RefSeq and is a predicted model, not a curated record.
AUGGCGGCCAACGACGCGGGCUCCAUACGACUAUAUGACGAUGUCGCAGCCGCCGUCGUCGACGUGACUGCCGACGUCGUCGCCACCGCAACUACCAAUACUGCUGCUACUGCUGCCGCCACCGCCGCCACGAGUGACCCCCGAGGGCGACGGACAGCAGGUCCAGGUCCAGGUCCAGGUCCGGGUCUAGCAACACGAAGCUCUGCGAGUCCUCCCAUUCAGCCGACGACUGUGAGCGGCGGGCCGGCCACCGACGGCGAUCCCAACCACGACCGCCUACUCCACGACCCUACUUGUAUGCCUCGCGCCGCGGCUUCCCUCGACGACGCAACGGCUGGCACCGCCAACGGCAGCGAGCACGACGGCAACGACAAGCCAUCGACGAGACACGUUCCGCCCGGUGCGGCCCAGAGUCACGACGCCGCCCAGGACAAAGAGCCCGCUCCCGGGCAGCCACAGCGGAUCGCGGCUCGGGACGGAUCUGCGCCAGUACACGCCCAUCACCCCACGGAUCACAAGCACGGUGCCUCGCCCGCCAUGAUCUUCUCCGACUUCUACAAGAGCCCUCGCUCCCCUUUGGCUAAGCUCCGCCAUCACCACCCCCAACUCCCGACACCACCACCUACAGCUACGCCAGACUGGGUUGCCCCCGAGUACGCCGAUCUCUUGAGCAAGGACAAGUCAAAGCAAAAGGAGGCAAUCAAGCGCUACUUGUCGGACAAGGUCAAGACAGACUGGCAGUUCACGUGGCCGCCGCGUCCUCACGCAUCCAGCGUGGUGCCCCCUGAUGGCGGCAUCAUUGAAGGGGACGUUGGCCAGACAGGCACGCAAACAGAUGGUGCCAGCAGUGGAGCACACGUGCCGGUCCAGGACGAGACCCGUGACGAUGACGGUUAUCAAGUGGACGAAGGCUCUGAGCUUGAAGCGCCGCCCUCCGACGAUGGCCAUGUAGACGACGAGGACGACGACGCCAAGUCGCUUUACAGCGUUGUCUCGGAGGAUGCAGUUCACUAUCGCCCUCGCAUGGAGUGGACAUCGGACCUCUCCGAAGAUGAAGCUCCCGCAUCGUCCGCCCAUUUGCGCUUCGAUGGCACCGACUCGAUUCAAUCGGCCGCGACCUCCUCUGCGCUCGAUAAGCGUGCCCGCCGGCGCAGGGCACUGCGUGAGGAGAUGCAGUGGAAUAAAGGCUUGGCCUGCUUCGAGGCUCGCCGCAAUGCCUGGACGAGCGCGAAGACCGUCAGGGUACGAAGCAAACCUGCAAGUCCUCCGCCCACGUCUCCGCGCUCGCCUCGGCGGUUCUUCUUCCGCCACUCCAUGUCCGGAUCUCCGCCCAGUUCCGUCCCUAGUGCGGCCGCGACGAGCGUCGAGGGGUCUGGUACCGUAUCCGACACCUCGUCCGUGGCCAGGGAUGCCAGUGACAAGGAAUUGAGAAGGCACCGAACACAGGGCUCGUCUGUCUCAGACAUGGCGGCCGCCAAGCUAUACCCCGUCGAGACGUUGCUGCCGAUCGGCCAGCCGCUGCUGCCCCCCAACAAUCCGCUGCGCGCCUGCAUCUCCCCAAACGUCUACAUGAGCCUCUACGACAAGGUCAUUCUUAACAACCUCCAGCCCGCAUGCCCCGUCAACCUGUCUGACAUGCUGCGUUCCUGCGUGGUCGGGUGGAAGCGCGACGGAGAAUGGCCUCCCAAGCCGUCUGCGCCCGACCCAAUCGCCGCCGCGCGUAAGAAGAAGAAGGCCCCGGCGACUGGCAAUGACAGCGGCGUCAAAGCCGCCAGGCGGAUGAGCUUUGGCAUUUUGGGCCGCGAGAAGGACAACAAGGACGAGGACUCACGGACUGGUAAGGGAAUCCGUCGAAGCCUUCAGAGGGCCUUGGGAUUCAACGUCGGCUCAGGGAACCACGACAACGUGGAGAAGACCAACAGGGUGUGA